AUGUCGAGUCCAAACGUGCUAUCAAACAGCUGGAAACUGGGCGAACUGGUGCCUCCAUUGCACUCUCCUCGUGCUCUUCACCACCAUCACUCAAGCUCAAAUAGCCCUUAUAAUAACAGUUUACUAUAUAAUGACAACAACAACAACAAUAACUUCAACUACUCAUUCAUCAACAAGGACUUCAUAGAUUUCGAUCCUCAUGACCAAUCCACUGCUCUGCCAAAUCAUGCCUCCAUCUCAGCUUUCAGAAACUUGACAUCCACCCCAAGAUCUUCACACCCAACUUCUCUUCCAAAAUCAUUACCUAUUGAUUGGAAUCUGUUCAAUAAACAAUUCACUUUGAAUCAAAAAUUGAGACAAUCGAAAUUGAAAAGAAAAAGAUCUGAAUUAGGUGAUGCUACUGAUGUUGAUGUUGAUGAUGAACCCCAGAUCCAAAACAAUUUUGAAAACUUACCCUUCCAAGUUAUUGACUUUAUUGCAGAUUGUGUUGAAUCUCAAACUGAUUUAAUCAAUCUAAGUCAAACUUGUAAAUUUUUCAAUAGAAUCAUCAACAAAAGAUUAUAUUCCAAAAUCAUCAUUGUGGAUAAAAUCACUGAUAAACACAAAAAUUAUGAUAGUAAUUACACGUUAUUAGAUGUGAAAAAUUAUCCAAAAUUUUUAGCUUCUUUACAUUCAAAUGAAAUCAUCAUUCAACUUAUUAAUGAAAUAAUCAUUGAUACUUCUUCAAAUAAUACAAGUUAUGAUCAAUUAACAGACAACAUUUUUGAAUCAUUAUAUGAAUUAUUUUUAACCAAAAAUAACAAUUUGAAAGUUUUGGAAAAUUUGGAUCUAAACAAUUUGAAAAAAUUUGAUUCAUUAAUCCAAUACAAUAGAGAUUAUUUGAUUAAACAUAAUCAUAACAAAUACAAUUAUUAUGUUUCAUCUGCUGAUUCAUUAGAUGAAAUCAUUAGAAAAGAUUUAUUGAAUUUACAAAAUUUCCAAUUAUUAGAUUUGAAUGAUAUUAAUAAAUUACCAAGCUCUACUAAAUCAUUAUCAAUCUUCAUUGAAAAUCAACACAACUUUAAAGAUAAUUUUAAACUAAAUUUGAAUGGAUGGAGAGUUUUAUCAAAUCUUACGUCAUUACAGUUAAGUACUCCUACAACUUUUGAUUCAUUUGUUGAAGAAUUAUAUUCAAUUUAUACAAAUACCAACAACACUUUCAAACCAACAAAAUUAUCAAAUAUUAAAACUCUUUCAAUAUCAAAUGUUCAUAAAUAUGAUUUAGAAAAUGGCCAUUCAAAUGAAUUAUCAUUAGCAAAGUUAAAUACAAUAAUUGAUAUGAGUAAAAUUCAAGAGUUGGAGUUGAAAGUUAAAUGUUAUGAGAAUGUUUUAUGUAAUUGUUGUAUCAUGAAAUUUUUCAAUGAUUGGUAUGAAACAUUAGGUUUAGAUUCCAAAUUUUCAAGUUUGACUAAAUUAUCAAUUAUAAAUCAUUCACCUUCAUCAAAUUCAAAUAUAAACAUUCAAUGGGAUCAAAUCUUGACAAAUAAAAUCUUUUUAGAGAAAUUUGGUGGUGAAAAUUUGGAAUUUUUCUUUAUAAAUUUAAAUGAUUUCCCAUUUGUUCCAUUAUUUGAAAAAACUGCAUCAUUUGAAACUAAUGAUUCAAUGAAAUUACCAAUUAAUAAUGAUAUCCUAAGAAUUAGAAAAUUAAUGUAUCAAUCUUUAUUGAAAAGUUUUAAAAAUUUACAAGAUUUCAUCAUACCUGAUUUUUUUUAUAAUUGGUUGGUUUAUAAUAAUAUUGAAGAUUUAUCAAAUGAUGAUAAUUUAAAUUAUUUAAAUUAUUUGGAUUCAUGUCAUUGUGUUGAAUGUUGUGAGGCAAGAUUAAUUUUCAAAAAUUAUUCCAAAACAACAGCUUUUAAAGAUUUCAAGGGAAGAUUUAAUUCAAAUUUGAAUUAUAACAAAGGUCCUUGUGUUUCAAAUUAUAACAAAUUAAAUGAUUCACCAGAUAGUUAUAGAAUUUUUUAUAAUUUUUUGAUUAGAGAAUUAAAAUCAAGAAUUCCAUUAAAACAAUUAAACAAGAUUCAAAAUUCUUUAAAUAUGGAAAAAUUCCCACCAAAUCAAAUCAGUAAUACAAUUGUUUCAAAACAAGAUUUCAACAAAUUAAUCAAAUUAAUCAUUCAUUCAUUAAAACAUCACAUUAAUUACAUAUUAGUUCAAUUACCAAAUAUCAAGAAAUUUAAUCUUGGUGGGAUAUUGUUUAAAUGUUAUAAACAACAAGAUAAUAAAAUUAUGGUUCAUGCUGUUUAUGAUGAUUAUAAUGAAGUUUUCAAAAUUAGAGGAAAUUGA
This is a messenger RNA of Hansenula anomala, 2322 nucleotides long. RefSeq lists its product as uncharacterized. The transcript has a single exon. NCBI's taxonomy places the organism in Eukaryota, Fungi, Ascomycota, Saccharomycetes, Phaffomycetales, Wickerhamomycetaceae. The record is from RefSeq and is a predicted model, not a curated record. The coding region runs from base 1 to 2322 and encodes 773 amino acids.